AAGUGUUCGAGUUUUGUCCCAACUUAGUUCACUUUUCAGAAAAGCAAAGCAUUUCAGUAGUUCCUCAGAUGGAAGGAAGUCAGAUAUUCUGGCUAAUGAAGUCAGUAGAAAGUAACACUUCUCCGGGAGGGCUGAGGGUUAGAAGAGAAAGCGAAGCGGCCGGUGCUCCCGGAGUCCUAGGCCAACCGUCUCUCUGAGGAACACAGAAGCAGCGACUCCAUCGCACUUUUCAGAUGGUUUUUGCAGUUGUUUGAUACCUGUGCUGGGCCACUGGAGCAGCCACCCCCUAUCCUUCACAUGACUUCAGUUUUGCUUUGCGAAACUUUGGUCGGCUCCUGUCGUCCCUCUGUCCCAUGCUUUUUACUCGUUUUAAAGCAAAGGCCGUAUGAAGGCAGCUACAUCAAUUAAUUCCACCUAAAACGGAGGGAUAUUGGUAGGGGUAACUAUGCACUGACCUUCCUGCCGUCGCAUGUAUUCCUCCCUGGAUGAAACAAAACCAUCUGCGCAGCGGAGAUUUUGAAGAUGUCAGAGAGACAUUCAAAUCAAGCUUGCACUGGCGCAGAAAAUGAGGUGGACUCUCCUACUGUCAAUUUCAAAUACUCCAGCUUCAGAGAUUUUUGUUCCACAUCUUCAUUUCAAGAUAGUGGCUAUAAUGAGUUGUUACAACCCUGCAACUUUGAUAAUACAGAUAAAGAAUUUUUUGGAAAGAAAGAAAAAGGCUUAACAUUAACCCAUGAACAUCCUGAAACUCCAAAUCUGGGUUUAACUCAUCCUUUAGAAUCACCAACUCAAAAAAAGAGACUUGUCUUUUCUAGGAAGGAACAUGAUAAAACCCCAGAACUCUGUGAAACCCCUAAAGUCAGUGGAAAAAUUUUGCUGCGCAGAAGGUUGGACAUAUCUUUCUCUCUUCUAAAUGGGGACUUUGAUUCACAAAACAGUUCUCUAGAAAGUAGUAUAAACCAAGUUCUCAACUUAGAAAAAAAUAUUCCAAGUAGUGCUUCAAGUUUUCCAAGGCAAACGAGUUUUAGUCCUUUAGUUACUAGUACAUUGAAAACAGAAGAAGCCACUUCCAGCAGUCAAAUCUUGAGACUAAAUUUUUCUCAACAGAAAACUUCCACAGUUGAUGAUUCUAAAGAUGAUUGUAGCCUGUUUGAAGUCGAAUGUUUAUCUCCGAUUCAGGGCAAUAGUUUUACUGGAGACUCUAUCACAUGUGACCUUAGUGGUAGCAGUCUAUUUAUUAACAAUGAGAAUACAUAUCCCAAACUUCUGGGCUCCUCUGCUAGAGGCACACGUUGUGGAACAGAUGAGAACAUAUGUGUGACUCCAGUAAGUAAUCUUGUAGCAAACAUUAAAUUUAAUGCAAGUCAAAGGCUCUCUCCUUCAACUGAAGUAAGGGGCAAUAUUUCAACACCUGAAGACAGUGGUUUUAACUCACUUUGUUUGGAUAAAUCAGAAGAUUCCCUCUCUGACCAGGAAAGUUCUUUUCGAGAACUUCAGAAACAUAGGGGAACUGUCAAAGUGGGGGACACCCUAAAAAAGUCGGGGCAUCUUCGAAGGCUGAGAAGACUGUCCACCCUUCAAGAACAAAGCUCACAAUCGGAGACAGAAAAGGACUCAGACUCUGAAGCAACACCAGAAGCUGCUUCAGAUACCUUGGAGGAUCAGCUGAGCAGUGACAAUAAGAUCUUAAGCUUUAAGAAUUUAUCAAAGACCCCAGCCUUGCAGCUAGUGCAUGAGCUCUUCAUGAGAAGCAAAAGAAAAAGAUUCCAGCAAAAUGUUGCACAUGAAUUCUUAGAAGACACGGAUGGGGGCCAGAUAGCUGUACUACAGUGUGUACUUGCAGGACUGAUUGGCAAGAAAAUGGGUAUAGAAAAGGUGGACAUCUUAACAGAAUUAAAAUACAGAAAUUUAAAGCAUAUUCUUGCUAUGGUUUUAGAUUCAUUGACUGCAGAAAGCCUAUGCAGUGUUUGGAAAGUGAGCAGAAAUUGGCGUGAAAUUAUUGUUCAAGAUAAAAAAGCAAAUCGGAGGAGGAAAUUUUAUAUCUCACAACUGAAAACAGAUUCUGAGGGGGCUAUAUUAAAUGUUGAGGAUGCUGCCACUCGGCUCCAUCUUAUAAAUCGAUCAGCUUUAAAAUCUGUACAAGCUCAGGCUAGGAUACCAGGUUUUCAGAAAGGAGAAGUUUCAACAUUUUCUCCUUGGGGAGAAGUUUUGACACCUAUAGCAAGCUCUUCUGUUACUCACUUAACUAGUAAACAGGAAGAAUAUGUUAAGGUUGCCAAAACACUAUUUAUUGAUGAAGCAUUAAAACCUUGCCCCAGGUGCCAAUGCCCUGCUAAGUACCAGCCAUUUAAGAAAAGGGGACUGUGUAGCCGCACAGCCUGUGGUUUUGACUUUUGUGUGUUAUGUUUAUGUGCUUAUCAUGGGUCUGAAGAAUGUAAUAGAGGAGCAGCAAAGCCAAGAAAUAGAAAAGAUGCUCUUCCAGGAAGUGCCCAGAGUAAGCAGAAUUUAAGACGCCUUUAAAGAGACUUUCAAUAUAAAAGAAGCAUUCCCCCUAAACAAUAUUUUGUCUGACUUAAAAUUAUGAUUAUUUUGAAAGCAUGGAAAAUUUCCCAUUAAUGACAGAUGAUGAUUUAUUUCCUAUUUUGUAUAUAUCAUAAUCUAUGUCUGUAUUCUUUAGUGAUGAGUUUGAAAAAAUUUUAUUUUACUGUGUCACAUUUUCCCAUUUUAAUAAGUGUUUUUAAAUAAAGAAUUUUUAAUGUUACCAUAUAUAUGUAUUUAAGUGUUUCAUGUAACCUUUGAAAAUUGUGCAUUUCAUCACUCUGUGUUGAAAUGUCCUUCAAACACUUUUUAAAAAUAGUUUUCCAAAUAAUAUUACAAAUUUUGAACUUGAGACAGAUGGCCUUAUAGCCUUAGAAGAUGAAUAUUUGACUGAAAUGA
Molecule: messenger RNA, 2937 nt
Organism: Canis lupus familiaris (dog)
Lineage: Eukaryota; Metazoa; Chordata; Mammalia; Carnivora; Canidae
Gene: FBXO43
Product: F-box protein 43
Biological process (GO): negative regulation of meiotic nuclear division; regulation of mitotic nuclear division
Cellular component (GO): nucleus
Molecular function (GO): protein binding; zinc ion binding
Source: RefSeq, a predicted model, not a curated record